AUGAGUGAAAGCAGUCCAGAAAAAAAACAAGAAGAAUUAGAAAUGACUUCAUAAUAAAAAGAUAAUGGAACCAAUAAUUAAAUACUUACUGUUUUAAAUGAUUAGUAGGAAGAGGCUUAGCAAGAAUAAUAACCAUUAAAUAUGUAGGAUGGAUAAGAUGAACCUUCAAUGUUGACAAUUCCUGAGGAAGAAGAAGAUAAAUUUUAUCCUUAUUAUCACGGUGAGAAAAGUUGGAUAAUAUCAAAGUUUUUUUUCUUACAUCUGACAGAAUAUUCAUUAUUUUUAAAGAGAAAUGUAUUAGACAAAGGACAUAAAAUUCUCGAAAAACACCUACCAAAAUUAUCACCUUGGGAAGACUUAAAAGAAUCUGUGGAAGUUUCAUAAAAAACAGUGAAAUAAAAAAAAAAAAUUUCUUGUGGUGAUUUAGUGAAAAUUAUAUUUUUUGGUUAAUUAAAGUGGAUAAGUUUAGGAUGUUUUUUCUCAUAUAGUUUAGAAGCUCUUGUAAGAAAUGGCGUAUCAAUAGUAAUGAGUAAAGUAAUUACGAGUGCUGCAAAUAAUGAAAAAGAUAAUGCAUAUGGAUUCGCUACAUUGUUGGUGUUUCUAAAUUUAUUAUGUGUUUUUACAAGACAUCAUGGUUAUAACUUAGCUAUGAUUNUUCCUUAUUUAUUCAAUCAAACUCUUCGCUUGAUGUUUGUAAAUAUUUCAAAAGAAUAUAAUUAAUUUUUCUUUAUACUUAUAUAUGAAAAUAAGUAACCUUUUGAAGAAGAAUAGAUUUCAAAUUAAAAAACAGCAAUUUUAAAAUAUAGUAGUCAUAUUGAAGAUUAUUUUUUAUGA
Messenger RNA from Paramecium pentaurelia, 834 nucleotides. The record is from the annotation of a GenBank genome assembly. Lineage: Eukaryota; Ciliophora; Oligohymenophorea; Peniculida; Parameciidae.